AUGUUUUUAUUUGCUAUAUGGGUAGAUUGGCGUGUUGUUGAAAACAUGGGAAUUGAUUAUUACAAGGUUCUUGGUGUUGGUCGUAACGCUACGCCGAGUGAUAUUAAGAAGGCCUAUCAUCAGCUGGCUUUGAAGUAUCAUCCCGAUAAAUGUACCGGUAAUCGGGAGGAGUCGGAGCGGCGUUUCAAGGAGGUUUCGGAGGCUUAUGAUGUUUUGAGUGACGAAAAUAAGAAGAAAAUUUACGAUGUAUACGGAGAGGAGGGACUGAAGGGCGGCGUUCCCGGGGCUGGGGAAGGUGGCAGUGCUGGAGGCACAGGUUUUCAUGGUGCUUUUCCCGGUGGCGUGAGGUACACUUUUUCACAAGGCGAUGCGUUUAAUAUUUUUCGGUCGUUCUUUGGCAGCAGCGAUCCUUUCGCAGGUGGGGAGGAAUUCGGUGGUGGUGGUCCUGGUCUUCACCGAGUGUUUCGAGGGUUUGGCGGUCCACAAGGGUUUACUUCGGGCUUUGGAUCGCCGGAGAUGUCGCCUAUGAAUGAGGUGCCUCCUGUUGAGUACACCUUUGCAUGUACCUUGGAGGAAAUCUAUACGGGGUGCACGAAAAAGUUUAAUGUCUCACGUCAUAUGCCGGGGGGUACAGAAAAAAAGAUGUUUGAGGUGAAGGUGCUUCCUGGGUACAAAAAGGGCACGAAGAUCCGCUUUGUGCAAGAGGGAGGCAUUGUGCAGGGAUAUCCACCGAACGUCUUGGCAGAUUUGGUGUUUGUUCUUGAUGAGAAGCCUCAUCCUCGUUUUGAGCGCAGUGGUGCAGAUAUCCGCACGACGGUCCAUAUCAACUUGAAACAGGCACUAUUGGGGACAACAGUGAAUGUCUUGGGUCUCGAUGGAACCACUACAGCAUUGCCAUUGACUGGGGUGAGCAAAAAUGGCCGUCAGUUGAGAGUGAGCGGUAAAGGACUCCCUGAUAGGAAGACAGGAAGAAAUGGUGAUAUGUAUGUCACAAUUGCUGUUGACAUGCCUGCGUCUCUGAACGAUGCAACGAGAAGUUUAGUGGAGAAAUGCCAGUUUUAG
This is a messenger RNA of Trypanosoma cruzi, 1062 nucleotides long. RefSeq names its product chaperone DnaJ protein, putative. The transcript has a single exon. Gene Ontology annotation, molecular function: protein-folding chaperone binding. NCBI's taxonomy places the organism in Eukaryota, Euglenozoa, Kinetoplastea, Trypanosomatida, Trypanosomatidae. Gene Ontology annotation, cellular component: cytosol. Bases 1 to 1062 code for a protein of 353 amino acids. The record is from RefSeq and is a predicted model, not a curated record.